Messenger RNA from Ramularia collo-cygni, 717 nucleotides. RefSeq lists its product as uncharacterized. The transcript has a single exon. The record is from RefSeq and is a predicted model, not a curated record. The coding region runs from base 1 to 717 and encodes 238 amino acids. NCBI's taxonomy places the organism in Eukaryota, Fungi, Ascomycota, Dothideomycetes, Mycosphaerellales, Mycosphaerellaceae.
AUGCCUCGCACUACGCGGCAAACUACAGUCAAUAAGAAUGGCCACCAGACCGACUCGUCCACAUCCAAGACCUCCUCAAAGCAGGAGCUUUCCUCACCUCUGUCCUCGUCGUCCGACAAGCCUUCUCCCGAAAUACCAUCCUUCCCAACUCCAUCCGUAUCCUCCCAAUYCCUCCGAAUGUCCUACGCAAUAGCCCGCGGCGAGCAAGGCGUUUUAACAUUCGAACCCUACAAAUCCAUCCUCCUCCCUCAUUGGCGUUUCCGAACCGUCCCAAUCGCGAAAGAAUCCUCCCAAACAUUAAAAAAAGCUUUUGACUUUUACAUUCAUGUUGAGGAUUUCGUUGGCGCGGACAUGGCCAGGAAGUUCAUACAGAUGGGAAUGACGCGAGCGAGGCGGUAUGCGAAUCAUAAAGGUGGGAAGAAGUACAAUAAGAGUGAACGGGAAUUGGAGAGGGAUGGUGGGGAAAGGACGAUUCUCCCCAAGAGCGAAGGACAUGAUGGUAUGGAGGAGAAAGCGGCUGCUAGUGAGGUGUUCAAAGUGGUAUGGAGGGCUUGCAUUGAGGAUCGGGCGUACUUGACGUUGAAGGAGGAGUGGAAGAAGGAGAAGGCCGACUGGGAGAAGAGUGGGAAGAAGGUUAAGAAGAAGGACAAGUCAAAGGUCAAGCAAGAGGUGAAAGCAGAAGAACAGGUCAAAAUCAAGAAAGAGGACGAUUCAUGA